Wallemia ichthyophaga EXF-994 is the source of this 924-nucleotide messenger RNA. Its product is annotated as RNA exonuclease 4. Lineage: Eukaryota; Fungi; Basidiomycota; Wallemiomycetes; Wallemiales; Wallemiaceae. Gene Ontology annotation, molecular function: 3'-5' exonuclease activity; nucleic acid binding. Gene Ontology annotation, cellular component: nucleus. The record is from RefSeq and is a predicted model, not a curated record. The coding region runs from base 1 to 924 and encodes 307 amino acids. Gene Ontology annotation, biological process: rRNA processing; ribosomal large subunit assembly. The transcript has a single exon.
AUGAGUCAAGCCUCGUCCAAUUGGCUGAACCUUAAGAAGAAACUGCCUAAGCCUGUCGCUAGUGAGAACCACCACCCAAAACGUAAACGCAGUGGGAGUAUUAGUAGUAGUAGCAAUACAGAGAAGAAGACGAGAAUGUCGAAUUACGAUAACGAUGCACACGAUACACAGGAUAUACAAACUACACACACCACUCUCGCUAAACCUACGCCAUCCAUCCUCCCCACCCAAGUCUCCGGGAUUAAGGCAGAAAUAGGCAAAUAUCUAGCAAUGGAUUGUGAAAUGGUUGGCGUGGGUAGAGACGGUGAAGAGAGCGUUCUCGCACGCGUCUCCAUCGUCAACUACCACGGUGCUGUCAUCUACGACACCUUUGUCCGUCCAGUGGAGAAAGUGACUGAUUUUCGUACCUGGGUUAGUGGUGUGACAUUCAAAGACGUUGAGAAAGCACCCACCUUCUCCCACGUACAAAAACACGUCUCAGAUUUACUCCACAAUCGUAUUCUCGUCGGUCACGCGAUCGCUAACGACCUUAAAGCCCUCCUUCUCACUCACCCUCCCCUGUCUAUACGUGACACUGCUAAAUACGAGCAGCUCCACUCUAUAGCUAAAACUAAAAGACCGAAAUUGAAAGCACUGGCUAAGUUGGUAUUGGGUAUUGACAUUCAGGAGAACGAACACAGCUCUGUGAUAGAUGCACAGGCUACGAUGGAAGUUUACAAGCGAUACCAGUCCCUCUGGGAGGCUACUCUUGCUCGACAAGCUAAGAUAUUCCAGGCCAAGAAGGGCGGCAAGAAGGGUUCAAGUGGCAAGAAAAGCAACAAUGGCGGCAAGAAGAAAAAUACUGUGGAUGUCAACUCUAGCAGCACACCCACACCUGCCUCAGCUGGCGACUGGUGGAAUCAGUCUGCCAUGACCACAGCGUGA